AUGAGCAUGGAUGACAACGAACAGCAGCGGCUGUCUGCUCUGGAGACCAGCAUACAGAACAUCGAGGCCGUACUCACCCGCCUCAUCUCUCAACAACAACAACCCCCUGCCCCUGCCCCUGCUCCAGCUCCGGCAGCGGGUCCAGGUGUUUCUACUGGCGCCAGCCCUGCGCGCCCCCUUAUCCGUCCAAAUCCUCCCUUCUCCUUUGAUGGGGAUCGCACCCUGGGCAAGAGCUUCUUGCAUUCAGUGAAGCAGUACUGGCGUCUGCUUCCUGAGGCGUUCUUCGUGAAUGGGGCAGUCUCGGAAGAAAAGGUACGCACCCCAUUCCCGUUCCCUACUUGGGCUCUCUUCGUCACCGAGUUCAAGCUCCGAUUCGUCGAGGAGAACGAGCAAGACCAUGCCCUGGCGCGACUGGAGACCCAUCUGUAUUAUAUGGGCUCCCGCGACGUGUUCAAGUACACGGACGAGUACGACGACCUCCUUGAUCUCGCCGGCUAUACCGACGAUCUGGUCAAGGUGACCAAAUAUAGGACGGGCCUGGAUCCGAAGAUCAACCAGGCUAUCACCACCUCUGGCAACCCUCCCAGGCUUACUGACUACGCCGAAUGGCGUGUCCGUGCGUUCCGGCAGUACAACGCGGAACAAGCUGCCAAGGCGUCUCGAGGCCACGUCCCUCCCCCCCGAGCGCCUCCUAUCGUCCCUCGUCCUCGUGCCCCGCUGCUCCCUGCUGUAGCACCGGCAAUUGCUGCUCGCCCGGCGCCGGCUCCUGUCGCCCACCCCAUCCCCAUGGAGUUGGAUCGGACCCGGCUCCGCGGUGACGUUCGCCGCACCUGCUUCCGCUGCGGCAGUCCGGGCCAUCUUGCCCCUGGGGAGUGA
Mycena citricolor is the source of this 876-nucleotide messenger RNA. The record is from the annotation of a GenBank genome assembly. NCBI's taxonomy places the organism in Eukaryota, Fungi, Basidiomycota, Agaricomycetes, Agaricales, Mycenaceae.